This is a messenger RNA of Diachasma alloeum, 2707 nucleotides long. It is a transcript of the gene Dd, whose product is annotated as CTD nuclear envelope phosphatase 1 homolog. The coding region runs from base 483 to 1214 and encodes 243 amino acids. The transcript is spliced from 5 exons. The record is from RefSeq and is a predicted model, not a curated record. NCBI's taxonomy places the organism in Eukaryota, Metazoa, Arthropoda, Insecta, Hymenoptera, Braconidae. Gene Ontology annotation, molecular function: protein serine/threonine phosphatase activity.
AAGAUGGCGGCUGCUGUGCGGUAUGGCUCCUAGUCCUCUCGGUGUUUAUCGUCUCCAGACCGUCUCAAUCCUCGCGAAAUCCCCCUAACCCGCGAUUUACUCACCAGCCCUCGCAUCCAUCCUCAACCCACAAUGUGAAUACACACGGAGAAACAAUAACAAAUAAACAAAGCCUCUGUGCACCAUCGCCUCAGCAUUUGUCGUUGCAACUCGUGGAGUUGAACAUUCACCUUUUUUCGGAUAAAAAAUGCUCUCCCCCUGGAGUUAAUCCGAUUUGUUUGCAGACAAGUGUUGUAACAGUGCUGUAACCUGUGGAAAAUAAGAAUACGUCGUGGGAGAGGACGAGGGGGAGGCGAGAGAGAGAGAGAGAUAGCUCGAGAGUGAGGGAUAAUUUUCAUUUUCCAGCUGAAGAGGGAACAAUAGACAAGUGACUGGGGUUUGUGCGUUUGCCGGACUUCGGCCCGGUUAAUAUUGUCAUAGACAUGCUGAAGCAAUUGCAGAUGGGGAUGAGAGCUUUCCUUCUUAUGGCUUCCCGCGUGUGGACCUGCAUCUGCUUUCUGCUCAAGAAGCAGGUUAGAGCCAUCUCGCAGAUGCAACCAGUGAAAUACGAGAUCUUCCCACUGUCGCCGUUGUCCAGGCACAGACUCAGCAUAGUAAAGAGAAAAGUAUUAGUGUUAGAUUUAGAUGAGACGCUGAUACACUCACAUCACGAUGGAGUGGCGAGGCCAACAGUCAGGCCUGGAACGCCUCCUGAUUUUGUUCUUAAGGUGACGAUAGACCGACAUCCGGUCAGAUUUUUCGUCCACAAGAGACCACACGUUGAUUUUUUCCUGGAUAUUGUUAGCCAGUGGUAUGAACUCGUAGUGUUCACAGCAUCAAUGGAGAUAUAUGGAGCAGCAGUUGCCGAUAAAUUGGACAACAACAGGGGUAUAUUAAGACGUAGAUAUUACAGACAACAUUGUACACCUGAAAUGGGUUCUUACACCAAGGACCUAGCUGCCAUUUGCUCGGAUUUGGCAUCUGUUUUCAUACUUGAUAAUAGUCCAGGGGCUUACAGAGCCUAUCCACACAAUGCUAUCCCGAUAAAAUCGUGGUUUAGUGAUGCUGGUGACACAGCCCUCCUAAGCCUCCUUCCAGUCCUGGACGCUCUACGUUUCACCCAGGACGUGCGCUCAGUACUAUCGAGAAAUCUACAUCUACCUCACACUGGGUAGCUAACUGAUCCCAUCCCAUCAUUCAAUCGACUCAAUUAGACUAGACUAGAUAAAAGGAAAAACAAAAAACUGAAGGGAGAAAAAAAAGUAAUGAUAAUGCAGUUUAGUGUGUCUAAUGUUAGGAUUAAAUACUGUUAUUGAAAUAGAUAUAGAACACCCUGAUUACGAGACGAUGAGGAAAAUAUCUUGUUUAUUUGUUUUUUCAAAAUUUCUGGGCGGGAGGGAAUUCAUUCUGUAGCUGAUUGAGGUGAGAAUUGAUGUCUUGAGAAUUAUUGGGUUUAGGGGCAAUGUUGAGACAUCUCUGUUAAUGACACAAAAUCCUUUGAAAGGAUUUCACUCGACAUUGUUUCUAAAUCCAUUAGUCUUGGAGAUAUUUGUAGAAUUGUAAGUGACAAAUUUUCCGAAAUUGGAUAAAACUGGGAAAAAAUCACGAAGACGAAUUAAAAAAUAUUUCAGAAUCUAGCGGAUGUAGAGGGAAAUGUCAUAAAACAUUUUUGUAGAGAAUUUUGUAAGUUACAAAUAAGGUCUACUAACAUUUUCUCCUAAAGCCACUAGUUUUCGAGGUAUUUGCAGAAUUUUUAGUGACAAAUUUUCGAAAUUCGAACAAAUUGAACAAAAAAUCACAAAGACGAAUUAAGAAACAUCUCGGAAACUAGCGGAGUCGGAGGAAAAUGUCAUAAGAACUUUUUGUAGACAAUUAUAAAAUAUAAACUACAAAAAAAGCCUAAUGACAUUUCUCCUAAAGCCACUAGUUUCCAAGAUGUUCGCAAAAUACUCAGUAAAAAGUUUUGAAUUCUCACCAAUUAGCUACUGAACUCAGUGAGUAUUUAUUCGAGUGCAUCCCAAGGAAAUUGGAAACGUCAGCCAAUACUUUCUUCAGCACAAAGCGUCCUAGGAUCACAACAAUCCUCGAUUCAAUUUGCGUUAAUUUAUGUAAAUAAUUUAAUUUAAAAAAGUGUAAUUUCAUCGAUUGAUCGAAAAAAAUAUUGCAUCAGCCAAAGAUCGCUUUAUAAACAAGAUACGUUCGUGAGACUCCUGAUUAUUCUUUCCGUUCGAAUAAUAGUGAAGUACAUCUGUAAGCCACUAUUGUCGACAGUUGAACUCCAUUUGCUCCUUUGUGCGUUCAUUUUGAGAUAAAAAAAUUAUGUAAAUGUUUCUUUGUACCAUCGACCUAGGAUGGCUCAUAAAAUGGUGAAAGAUACUAAGUCACAGAUUUUUUUCUUUUUCUAGACAGACUGGUGCAACUCACUGUAUCAGUGAGGCAUUGGUCCACAUUUAUGAUUAAUCUAAUGAAUAAAGAGUAUUAAUAAAGUUACAUAUUGAAAUUACAUGAAAAAUGGCGGAACAAAACAUAUAAAUUUGUUAUGAAUGUAAUUCUUUCAGGAAGAAUUUAACUCAGGCGGUCCUGAUGUGUGCAUGGAGUAUAUGCACAUUUAUCUAUUCUCGAUUGAUUGAAUUUGAGUGAAUAAAAUUAUAACAAAUUUCCUUUUCAA